AUGGGUUUCAUUAACUAUAUCGUCAAUGUCGUUGUGCAGAUUCUACCCUUCAGUGGGAAUAAUGGCGGUCUCCUCAACCAGCAGCCCCUUCCUAUAAACGUACCGUCAUCCGGUGUCAGCUUUAGUCCGCAACUUGGGAACGGUGUCGUCGGCAAUGUCCCUCAGAGGGAAUCUCAAAUAACAUGCCAUUACCCUUCUCUCAAAGGAUGGGAGAUGUGCAACGGCCCUGACUCUAGAAACUGUUGGCUUCGCGAGACUCAUUCCAAGCAACCUGUCUUCAGUGAGUAUGAUAUUACAACAGACUAUGAAGCAAAAUGGCCCCAGGGUGUCACUAGAGAAUACUGGCUCGAGGUAUCUGAAAAAACGAUCAGUCCUGAUGGAACUCCCAAGUUAUCGCAACUGAUAAACGGAACUUAUCCGGGGCCCUUGAUUGAGGCUUGCUGGGGAGAUGAUAUCGUUGUGCAUGUCACAGACAAACUGGUUGAAAACGGAACGACGAUACACUGGCACGGUGUUCGUCAACUCCACACGAAUGAUGCAGAUGGAGUGAACGGUAUCACCCAAUGUCCGAUAGCAGGAAACAGGACAUAUACCUAUAAGUUCAAGGCUACUCAAUAUGGCCACAGCUGGUAUCAUAGUCACUACUCUCUCCAAUACCCUAACGGAGUGGCAGGACCACUUCUGAUUCACGGACCUACCAGUGCAAACUGGGAUGUUGAAUUGGACCCCAUCAUGAUGGCAGACUGGUUCAACGCAAACGCAUUUUCUGCUUUCCACACAGAACUAGGGCCAACCCCUCCGCCAUUGUCGGACGCUGUACUACUAGGAGGAAUCGGGAUACAUUCCGGUUCCAUCUUUACAAGAGUCAUUGAAUCUGGUAAGAAAGUGCUAUUGCACCUUAUUAACGCAAGUACGGACAUGCAUUUUGUCUUUUCUAUCGACGACCAUCCUCUCCAGGUCAUCACAACCGACUUCGUUCCGAUCGAACCGUAUUGGACAAACUCCAUUUCGAUUGGAAUUGACGCAAACCAAACUGCAGGAAGCUAUUGGAUGCGUACAACUCCGGUCUCAAACUGCAGUGGGAACGGAACCAUCCCAGAUGACCGAACAGGGAUCCUUCGUUAUCAGGGGGCUCCUAAUACAAAGCCGACCACUUCCAUUCAGUCAGGUCUUACAUUUGCUUGUCAAGACGAGCCUCCCGAGAAACUGAAGCCUGUUGUCAGGUGGGAGGUUGGGACAAAUCCUGCAAACAAUGUGAUCGACAGCACAUACGAGGUCGGGACUGUUUUCUCUCGAAACGCAACCAGAUGGGCCAUUGGAGAAAAGUCCAUGUGGCUCGACUUUGCCGACCCGACCUUGCUGGACGUCCGCAAUAGGACAUUCAACCCCGACUACGAUGUUGAGAAAUAUGACUUUAAGGACGAGUGGAUAUACAUUAUCAUAACCGCCUCCGGAAACAUCGCUGGCGUCCCUUCGCCUCCGGAUAGAGCGACUGUCAGAUUGGCCCACCCAAUUCACCUCCACGGGCAUGAUUUUGCUGUACUAGGAGCCGGAAAUGGGACUUACAACGAAAAAAGUGAUCCCUUUAACUUCUCGUACCACAACCCUCCACGCCGGGACGUGGCGCUUCUUCCCGCCGAGGGUUGGCUUGCUCUUGCGUUCAAAAGCGAUAAUCCCGGUGUCUGGCUGCUUCACUGCCAUAUCGCCUGGCAUGCCAGUAGCGGAUUGGCUUUCCAGAUCCUGGAGCGUACUGGCGAUAUCCAGAAAGCACUGGGUCCCGAAAGGCUCGAUGCAGUAAAAGAGACUUGUAAGCAAUGGAAGCAAUGGGACGCCACAGAGAGGGUCAAUCAGGAAGACAGCGGAAUUUAAGCAGGCCGGGUUCGAGAUCAAGGACAGUAACUACGACUAUACCUGCACUAUUGGAGGAUUUAAACGAUAUGACUAGAUUGGCGCUGAUUACCUAUAAUUAACUCUCAACUCCUCUUUUACGUUUAUUUUUUGGUUAUCAGUGUAAUCACUGUCUUUACUUACCCUUAUGUCCAGACAAGUUUUCUGAUAUGAUUCUUGUGUUUUGAUGAAAUAACUAGUCACAGAAGUAUUACUUCAUCGGUCUAUCUGCUCUCUCUAAUUUGUUUUGAUAAUUUUUGUAUGAUUAUUCUUUUGUGUGGCCUCCUUUCUGAAAUUCACUAUUUGAUUCUAUAAGAAGUAACUGUAGACGAG
Messenger RNA from Paecilomyces variotii, 2220 nucleotides. RefSeq names its product multicopper oxidase-domain-containing protein. Gene Ontology annotation, molecular function: oxidoreductase activity; copper ion binding. Bases 1 to 1869 code for a protein of 622 amino acids. Lineage: Eukaryota; Fungi; Ascomycota; Eurotiomycetes; Eurotiales; Thermoascaceae. The transcript has 16 exons. The record is from RefSeq and is a predicted model, not a curated record.